Molecule: messenger RNA, 1265 nt
Organism: Neomonachus schauinslandi (Hawaiian monk seal)
Lineage: Eukaryota; Metazoa; Chordata; Mammalia; Carnivora; Phocidae
Gene: EMC6
Product: ER membrane protein complex subunit 6
Exons: 2
Coding region: 184-516 (110 amino acids)
Biological process (GO): autophagosome assembly; protein folding in endoplasmic reticulum
Cellular component (GO): membrane; endoplasmic reticulum; EMC complex
Source: RefSeq, a predicted model, not a curated record
CGCGUCAGGGGGCGGGAGCGAGGUUUUGGCGCAUGCGCAGCGUGGGUCCUCCCAGCAACCUCCAGCGCAAGAUGGCGCCGGGAGGCUCUUUGCCGCUGGCCGUGUGACGGGACGCCAAGUGUCUGUGUCCGCCGCCGUGUUGCAGCUCCGCGAAAAGACAGAGGCUGAGCCCGGGCGAGUGCGAUGGCCGCUGUGGUGGCCAAGCGGGAAGGGCCGCCGUUCAUCAGCGAGGCAGCUGUGCGAGGCAACGCCGCCGUCCUGGAUUACUGCCGGACCUCAGUGUCAGCGCUGUCGGGGGCCACGGCCGGCAUCCUCGGCCUCACCGGCCUCUACGGCUUCAUCUUCUACCUGCUUGCCUCCAUCCUGCUCUCCCUGCUCUUAAUUCUCAAAGCGGGAAGGAGGUGGAACAAAUACUUUAAAUCACGAAGACCCCUCUUCACAGGAGGUCUCAUCGGAGGCCUCUUCACCUACGUCCUGUUCUGGACGUUCCUCUAUGGCAUGGUGCACGUCUACUGAAUGGGGGCAGGGAUGACUUUUUUUAAAAAAACAGAUGGGGAGGACUGUCGCCAAAAAUUAACACCGUGUAAACUUAGUUUUUAAAUUGUUGAAUUCGCUGCUUGUUCUGUAACGUUAUAAUUUAUAUCUGAAGACGAAGAGCCUGUAAUAUUCUUCAGAUUAAAUGAAGCGUGAGAUACUUCGUGGAGUAUUUUCGUACCUUCGCUCAUACCCCAUGUCUGCCGUGGUGCAAGAAGCCAAAUUUUGACUCCUAGAGAGCUGGGGCUGGGUCUUAGCCUUCUGUAAUUUCCUUGCAUUUACACGGAGGCCAUCCAGAGAGGACCAGUAGGGCCCAAGUAAAGAGAACUUACUGUUAACAUCCUAAGAACUAGUAACAGUUAAUAUUAAGCGUUUCCUAUAUGCCAGACAUUGUGCCUUGUACCUUUUACACCCGUUACCUCAUUUAAUUCUAGCAAUAUCCUCAUGGGGUCGAUAUAAUUAUUAUCCCUCAUUGAUGAAUCUGAGGCUCAGGUUAAAUAUACCUGUGCCGUAAGAGGCCCAGCUAGAAAGAGAGCCAAGUUUGAAAUACAGGUCUUUAAUAGCUCUUGCUGUACUGGCUGAGUGUACUUUUUCAGAUGCCAGCCGCCCCUUUCAGUAACCACCGCUUUCAGGUGUGAUUUCAGUUCCAUUUCCUCUAGUUACAGCUAGCUGUCAUUUCUGUUUUAAAUACGUUCAAGCUUUUUUCUAGAAUAUGUCUAAUGGAGAUUAAA